Strongyloides ratti is the source of this 1107-nucleotide messenger RNA. RefSeq lists its product as hypothetical. The coding region runs from base 1 to 1107 and encodes 368 amino acids. Lineage: Eukaryota; Metazoa; Nematoda; Chromadorea; Rhabditida; Strongyloididae. The record is from RefSeq and is a predicted model, not a curated record. The transcript is spliced from 3 exons.
AUGGUUUCCCAUAACAGUAAUAAUAAACUUGUGGAAGGAUUGAAUAACAUGACAACAACAAGUUCUUUAAUAAAAAAACAAGCUGAAAGUCAACUUAAAGCAAUUACUUGUUUAACAAAAUGGGCAACUGACAAUGAUAAUAUGGCUAUCGAGGAUGUCAUUAAAAAAACUUUUAGCCUUUUUGAAAUAUUUACUGAUAAGUUAUUUCAACUUGCCCGGGAACAGGAUACAUCUAUAAAAGAACUCAAGAAAAUGGUGCAAACAGAAACUUCAAUAAAAAAUGCUAAGAAAAAAUUGGAACGAUCUAUUGAAUAUGAGAAAGAAAUGGAAAAACAAAUUAAAAAAUAUUCUUCAUCUUCUUUUAGUUUUUUUAAGGCAAAGAAAAUGACUAAUUUAGAAAUUUUACAACAUAAUUUAAAUGAAGCUAGGAGUGCAACAUUUAAUGCUAGUAGAGAAUUAGAUGAUAUCAAAGCAGAAAUGGAAGUUAUAAAAAUGUUUAGAUUUAGAAAAGGAAUGGAAAAAUUAUCUGUUGCUUGGAGAAAAUUUGCAAAUGAUAUAUCUUUAAUUUUUGCUUGUCAACAAGAGCUUGUUGAAAUGGUUCCAGCAAUAGGAACAGAAGAUGUAAGAGAAAUGAUUUAUGCAGGAGCUUCCAGUACAGAAUCAAUGGUUGAUGAUUUAAAAAGAAAAUUAAAUUAUUUUAACAAUCCUAAUAAUACAGGUAAAAUUACACCGAAAGAUUCAACUAUUAAGAAAUCUCAUUUGAUUAAAAAGAGAGAAUUUCCAUCACCUUUAUUAUAUGUAACUAACUUUCCUAAAAUAAAUACACCAAUUAAACCAACAUAUUCCAGUUUUGGAAAAUUGUCGAAUAAUUCUGAUUAUUCAUCUUGUAAUAGUUUAGAAAAUUAUGAACCUCCAAUUGUUAAUUCUACAACAAUACCACCAUCAGUACAAGGUGAUGAUAGUGGAUAUGAAAAUAUGUAUCCUGUACUUCCACCAAACCCAUACAUUGAUAAACAAAAAUUGAAUGAUAAAAAAGGAUUUGUGACAAAUUUAUAUAAUUCAACGUGUAAUCAAACGUUUAUGUCAAAUAAAAGUAUAAAAAAUUAG